AUGCCAUCUCCUGAAAUGACAGGUGGCCCAUUUCAGCCCGAAAAUUCGCCAAAGGACUCCCAGUCGGGCUCUCACAACGGCUCCGGCGCGUCGGACACCGGGGACUUAGGUGACAGCAUCGACUUUGGAGCCCAUUCAAACGGCCAAACACCGAACACGAUCGCCGAAGGAAAACAAAGCGCAAAAGCCAUGCUAGCUGCUUCGGGGGUGCCCGCACCCUCAGAGGGCAGUGAGGGUUCCAACGGUGCUCGUUCGAAUGGCAACAACUCCACAAAAAACCUAUCGCGCGACGGAUCUGCUGUACGAUCCACAGAGGUCUCGGGAGCAAUGCCUGUUCGCGCUCGCGAAACACCGCUUGAUAAGAUCCUACUCGAGCAGUAUGUGGAUCGUGAAUUCCAGCAUGCUGCAGCGAGCGCCUGGCAAAACCCCGGGCUCGAGUUGCAAAAGAACAAGCGGGCAGAGCGCGACUAUUAUCUUGCAGUACGACGUGAAACCCAGAUGAACCCGGCUGCUCUUUACGGAGUGGGCUAUGAGGGAUUUGGAAACCCGCGCACCGAUCUACGACAUCAACAUCCUCAACUUAUGUACCCCGUCCACCGACGCCGACCAGGAAACCGGAAAACACGAGAACUGCGAGUUUCACGACGCGAUGCAAAGAUCCAAAGUGAACAGACGGAAGAUCUCGUACCUAUUCGGCUGGAUAUCGACUGGGAUAAGGUCAAGAUUCGCGAUACUUUCACCUGGAAUCUCCAUGACCGAGUUGUUUCUCCGGAUUUGUUUGCUGAGAAGCUCGUAGAAGACCUGGGCCUUCCACUGGAGUCAUCGGUCCCUCUAGCGCGCAUGAUCUCUCAGAGCAUACAGGAGCAGGUGAUGGAUUAUUACCCACACCUUUCUAUUCAUGAAGAUCCCCUCGAUGAUCAGCUACCCUACAGUGCCUACAAAAAUGAUGAGAUGCGCAUUUUGGUGAAGUUGAACAUUACUAUUGGUCAACAUACACUUAUCGAUCAGUUCGAAUGGGAUAUCAAUGACCCCAGUAAUUCACCCGAAGAGUUUGCCAUGCGCAUGACGGACGACUUGUCCCUCUCGGGCGAGUUCACUACCGCCAUUGCACACUCAAUCCGCGAGCAGUCUCAGCUCUUCACCAAAUCCUUGUACAUUGUUGCUCACCCGUUCGAUGGUCGUCCGAUCGAGGACCCAGACCUACACACCUCUUUCCUUCCAACUCCUGUUUCUUCCGCCUUCCGACCAUAUCAAUCCGCCAAAGAACAUACACCUUAUCUUUAUGAACUGAACGAGACAGAUCUCGAACGAACCGAGAUUUCGAUAUCUCGAGAACAGCGUCGUCAAAAGCGAUCCAUCAAUCGACGUGGUGGCCCUGCGCUGCCAGAUCUCAAGGACCGUCAACGCACGAUACGCACAAUGAUUGUCUCAUCUGUUAUUCCCAACUCAGUCGGUUCUUUCGAAGAAAGCAACGUGGUCAAGCGAACUGGUUCUGGUCGCCGCCGUGGAAUGACUGGACAUCGGGACGAUGAUUCUGAUGAGUUUGACAGCGAUGACUCUUCUGUCGGGUCUCCAGCAAUCGGUCCCAAUCUUGCACAAGGCACUGCCCGGACGAGAGGUAUGCGGGGCGCGGCAAGUGCAGCUCAUGCAGCCCUUCGCCAAACUCUGGGUCAAUCUGCUACCCCUGAACCAGUGGCAUAUGAACCUCGGGUCUCAUCUCGACGCCAGCAAUAUCGAGAGGAAAGUGUAGAGGAGCCGCCCGAAAAACUAGUUGUCAGACUGAGGAUGCCGCGGGAUAAGCUUGUCGAUUUGAGAAACGGAAAGCGAAUCCACUCCUUCCAGACUGGUGCUCAGCGAGCAAUGGCACCUCCGAUCGAUAGAUCCCGACUUCAUACGCAGCCACGACCACAACAAACCGGAGCUGUUGAUGCCCCGAAUCCCCCGCAACCUGGUGUCUCUGGCCCCCCGCCACCCCCGUGGCUCGCAGUUGGUCUCCAAAAACUCAAACAAUCCCACCCCAAUGACUCAUUUGAAGGAGUGAUGCGAUAUUCCGCCGUCGACACCGAAACCCUCGCCCCCGUGGCCAAUCCUAACAGUCUAUCUGACGGCCAGAAAGUCAAAUAUCAAUACCUGCCCCGAAUCCGCUGCCACGACUGCCCCGGGAAACUGUACACCCCAGGUCCAGGCAUGACGGUGGAUAACUUUGAAGUUCACCUCCGCAACAGACAGCACAAAGAGCGCGUUGAAGAGCGCAUCAGGAGUGUCGGCGGUGAUGGUGCCAGCCCUGCCCCUGGCGCCAGAGGCUCUACAAGCGCGAGUCCCGCACCAGGAGUCUAUGGAAUGCAUGGUGCUUCUCCCUCCCAGACCACUGGGUCUCAGCCAUAG
Penicillium nucicola is the source of this 2385-nucleotide messenger RNA. RefSeq names its product SWI/SNF chromatin-remodeling complex subunit SNF5. Lineage: Eukaryota; Fungi; Ascomycota; Eurotiomycetes; Eurotiales; Aspergillaceae. Gene Ontology annotation, biological process: regulation of transcription by RNA polymerase II; chromatin remodeling. Gene Ontology annotation, molecular function: transcription coregulator activity. Gene Ontology annotation, cellular component: nuclear chromosome; nucleus; SWI/SNF complex. The record is from RefSeq and is a predicted model, not a curated record. Bases 1 to 2385 code for a protein of 794 amino acids. The transcript has 2 exons.